AUGUGUGAAACAAACAAAAACAUUUCACAAUGGGUACCAUUGGGUGGAAAUGAUCAAGAAAAGAUAUACAGAGAAGAUUUAAAUAAUGAAGAAAAUAAAUUAUUAAAAGAUGAUAAUGUAAGUAAUACAGAAAAGGAAUUGAUAUUAAAAAACCAAAAUUUUGUAAAAGAUUUAGAACUAUUAGAAUUAAAUUUCGGUGGGAAUAUGAUAAAAAAUAAACCAAUAUUAAGUAAAAAUAACAUAUCAUACUUUUGUACAGAAAAAAAUAUAAUAUGUUUAAAUUUAAAAAAAAAAAAAAAAAAAAUAAUUGUAACAUCGUUUUCUAUAGAUCGAAUAUUUUAUUUUUAUGAUAAAAAAUAUGAAGAAGAAUAUUUAAUAUUAAAAGGAUUUGAUAAUUAUAUAUAUGUAUAUCAAAUUACGAAUAAUACUUUCCAAUUUGUUAAAAAAUUUAUUAUAAAUAAUUUAUUUUAUAUUAAUAGUUUUGGAAAAAAUGGCGAACUCUGUUUAGCUACCUGGGAAUAUGUAGAAAAAAAAUUAUAUGCUAACUUUUUCUUACUAAGAUUUUCCUUUAAUUAUGAAAACAGUUUUUACAAUUUUGAUAAAAAAAAUGAUAAUAACCAACAAAAUGACGAACAAGUAGAUGAUUCAAUACCUACUCAUAUCACAUAUAAUUAUGAAUCGGGUUUUGAAAAUGAAUGUGACAUAAGUACUUAUCCAAUUGAGUUGUCUAUAAUACAUGACGAUGAAUAUGAAAGUGAAUAUUUUUCAAAAAAUAAUUAUUAUAAUACAAAUUUUAAAAGACCAACAAAAGAAAAAAAAAAAAAAAAAGUUAUUACAACAAAAUUAAUAUUAAAACCAAUUUUAAAAAUAAAAUAUAUAUUUUUUUCAAUGAUAGAUAUGGAUAAAAAUUUAUCUAAAUUAAUUUUAGCAAAUAAUAAUUUAAUAAUAAUAUAUGAUCUAACAAAAAGUUGGUACAAUAUUAUAUAUUAUAAUAAUUAUAUAUCAACUAUUAAAAUAAGUGAUGAUGAUAAAUCUUUAUGUGUUGGUUUUUUCAAUGGUUAUAUAUAUAUUCUUAAUUUUGGUGAAAUUAUGCCUAUUAAUUAUGAACAAAAUCAAAAUAAACAUGAAUCGUUAAAAAAUAACCAUAAUAUGUUUCAAAAAAUGGAUUCUCAAAAUCUUCUAAAUAAUAUAAAAGAAUUUUCAAGAAUGUUUCCUUAUAUUCCAGUUUUUGAAGCAGAUUAUAUAAGUAACGAUACUUUAAAAAUACAAUCAAAUGAUCAGGAAUGUGAUAAUGAAUUAAAAAAUAUAGGAAAUGACAACGAUUUUGUAAAAAAUAUUCCAUAUAUUAAUCUAGGGGGGUUUCUAAAAAAUAUGAUUAAUAAACAAAGAGUUCACUGUACAAAAUAUAAAUGGCAUAGUCAUUCCGUUUAUAAUAUAAUAACAGAAAAAAAUAAAAUAAUUUCAACAGGGGAAGAAGCUGUCAUAUUGAUAUAUAACAAAAAUGAUGCAUCAUUUGAAUUUAUUUCUCAUUUAGGCUCUCCAUGUUAUUAUAUUUAUUUAAACACACAAAAAAAUAUAAUUAUUUGCAACUCAUUAAAUAACUCAAUGUUUUUUAUUAAUUAUAACAAACGUUUAUUUUUUUAUAAAUAUAACGGUUUAUCUAUGCCAUUAAAAUUAACUCGUUUGUUUUAUAAUAAUCUAGAUAUGAUUAUAAAUAUAAAAAAAUCUUUUUGUAUUUUCGGAGAUCAAUUAUUUGGUAAAUUUAAUUAUUAUGGAAAACCUAAAAAUAAAAAAAACGCAAUUCAAAUUAAUAAUUUAAAUAUUUUGAAUGAUGAAAAAAUAAAUCAUGAUUAUAUGAGCGAAAUCGAAGAAAAUGAUAGCCCCCAAAAUAACAAUAUAGAUAAUAAAGAAGUUGAUGAUUCUUAUAAUUAUUCUGAAAAUGAAAAUAAUGAAAUGACAAAAAAAAGCAUCAUAACAUUUGAAUCAAUACAAAAUGAAUUAGAAAAAAGUAUAUAUAAUAAUGCAAAUAUAGAAAACAGUUUAUAUCAAAAUUUCCAAUUGUCUUAUUUUUGCGGAUCAAAUGAUGGAUUAAUAUGUUGUUUCUUAACAUCUUUUGCACAUUUACAAUUGUAUAAUGUAGAAAAAAAUAAACAUAUAAAAAAUAUAUGUCCAUUAAAUAUAAUAUAUAAAAGUCGAACAGAUUCAGAAAAAGUAAAUGAUAUAGAAUUAAAUUUAUAUGCUAUUAAUAAUACAAGAAAUAUCAUUAUGACUAUUGAAAAAAGAAAUUAUUAUAUGUAUGGUGUUUUAGAUACAAUUAAUCAAGAUUUAAUACAUACUACUUAUACUAUUCGAUUCUGGAUACAUAUAAAAAAUUUCGAUUAUUUUGAUAUGUUUCAAUAUACGAUUAAUAAAGAACCUGAAGAUUUUUCAAAUAUUAUAGGAAAUAAUAAGGAUGGAGAAGAAUUCCAAAUGGAUGAAAAUGAUAAAACUCAAUCUGAUGCUAACCAAAAUAAUUCUAAAAUAAAUACAAAUAAUAUUGAAAAAUAUAAAAAAAUAAUUCCUCAUCCAGCUUUAAGUUUAUUUAUAUUAUUAGGUUCAGACGGAAAUAUAACAUAUUGGUGUUUAGAAAAAUCUGAUAAAAUUUUAGGAGAUGAUGUAUAUAAAAAUUUUGAAAUUGAAAGCUAUGAAAUGGAUAGCGUUCAUUUAGCAUAUGUUAUGAAAAAUACAGAAAAUGAAACAGAUAUAUAUGCAAAUAAUACUAAUAAUAACGAUGAUGUUGAAAAUAAUACAGCAAAAGAUAAACUAAAUAAUGAAGAAGAAGGCGAAACAUAUAAUAUUAUAACUGUUGUGAAAAAUAUAAAUUAUAAAAAUACUCCAAUUUUGAAUGGAGAUAUAAGUAAAGAUGGAGGCAUAUUAUGUAUAUGUCAUGAUACACUAAUAUCUAUAUGGGAUUGUAUAAAUUUGAAAACAUUAGCAAUAAUUAAUCAUCCUAUGUAUACAUUACUAAACGAUUAUAUAUUUAAUUUAUAUAAAGGAAUAGAAAUAUUUGAUGUUGAAAAUAAUAUAUAUAUGUGUUAUUAUUCAUUUGAUACUCUUUUUAUUUAUUCUUUGAACCAAUUUCAUUUAGUGCAUGAAAAAAAAUUUAAUGGAAUAAUUGAAUAUGUGAAAUUUGAUAAGCAUUCCUCAAAGAUGUUAGCAGUAGGUAUAACUAAGAGAAUUAAGAAUUCUAAUGAUCAAAAAAUUAAUGAGCAUCAUUAUGAUAAUACCUGUCUUGUUCAGAAAAAUUAUUUAUAUAAAUUUAGCCAAAAUUAUUUAAAAAAAAAAAAAAAAUUUUAUUUGUCACAAAAUAAACCAAUUAUAGCCAUAGAAUUUGCUCCAAUAAAUAAGGAACAGAGCGUAACAUUAAGCAAUUAUCAAGAUGAGGCAAUAAUUAUAGCACUAAAUUCAAAAUUUCAGAUAUGCACCUUUUAUUUUAAUAAUUAUCCUAAGCAUGCACAGUUAAGGUAA
This is a messenger RNA of Plasmodium berghei ANKA, 3507 nucleotides long. Its product is annotated as WD repeat-containing protein, putative. Gene Ontology annotation, molecular function: RNA binding; protein binding. Gene Ontology annotation, biological process: positive regulation of rRNA processing; positive regulation of transcription by RNA polymerase I. The record is from RefSeq and is a predicted model, not a curated record. NCBI's taxonomy places the organism in Eukaryota, Apicomplexa, Aconoidasida, Haemosporida, Plasmodiidae. The coding region runs from base 1 to 3507 and encodes 1168 amino acids. The transcript has a single exon. Gene Ontology annotation, cellular component: nucleolus.